Molecule: messenger RNA, 1461 nt
Organism: Mesorhabditis belari
Lineage: Eukaryota; Metazoa; Nematoda; Chromadorea; Rhabditida; Rhabditidae
Source: the annotation of a GenBank genome assembly
AUGAUCCCAAAUUUAUCCACUCUAUUCCUUCUUUGUAUACAAAUUUCAACAAUACUUGCAUGGGAAAGAUGCUUCGAAAAGUCACCGAAUCACGUGCUCCUCGCAUCGGCAAGGGGAAAACCGAAAAAGAUCCCACUUGAGCGCUGCAUGAAGAUGUGCUUGGAUGCAAGUGGAACGUGUCGCUCAUUCGUUUACUUUAAUACAAUCGGUGUCUGCAUUCUGAAUGCCGGUGAUCGCACAGAAAAACCAGAUCGUUUUGUUGCCUCGAAUGAAGGAGUCGAUUAUUAUCACAGGAUUUGCUAUCACUCACCACCCCGUUCACUCGCCCCAUGGAGUCAUGAUGAGCCGCUAGCUGACGAGUGUUUCGAAGUAGCACAGGGGAAAGUCUUGAUCGGUAUCGUUGAUCAACUCUUAGAUCAAAUCUCGUCGAUCGACGUUUGUCAAAAGUCGUGUUUAAACGCGAAAAAGACGAGCGGAAUCGUGUGCAAGAGUGCCAUGUGGUAUCCAAAAGAAAAGGAGUGCAUCAUUGCCUCUCAAGACAAAGCUGACAUUGCCGAGCUGUACAUUGAUGAUCCAAAUUCAGUGUACUUGGAGAAUAAAUGCGCUGAACCGGGAAAAAGAAAUGACUUCGACGAGCAACAAUGUCACCCCAUCACCGCCAAUCAGACGAGCAACAAUGUCACCCCAUCACCGCCAAUCAGCUCGACGACCUCUUCUCUGACCUCACUUCUUGGCGGAGUGGCGGCAGCUGGCGCUGAAGAUGACGGAGGCGACGAGCAACCGUUUCAUGUUGAGGGAGAGUUGCCAGUACCUGCAGUGGGUGGUCCACCCGAUCCCCCACAAACUUCAGCCUUCCCACCGGCACUCCCACCUUCACAACCACCACCAAUUGAACAAUCGGGAUAUGAUAAGAGUGGAGUGAACAAUGCUGGCAUGCAGACCGAACUUCAACCCCCAUCAAUUCCAAAAACGUUGCCCACAAUUGACCCGAAAAUCAUCGAUUCGUAUCAGAUGCCGUUGAAGAAAGAAGAGGCAGCUGUUGAGAGCAAGACCACGCCGAUCAAUGACUAUUAUGGAAAAGCGCCGAAUUUGGGAGUGGAUGCAGCUGCAAAUACGUAUCAAACGCCACCUGUGAAAUCAUUGCCUGUCGAAAUGCCGAUCUCCGCAAAUGGAUAUCGACGACGCAGAUUGAGUGAACAUCAAAAAGGGAAAUGUUUCAAACAAGUUCACCCAGAAUCAUCGCUUUUCGAGGAUCGUGUGAUGAAGGCGUACUCUAUCGAGCAGUGCAUUGACAUUUGUCGCCUUUGCGUGAAUUGCAUUCGCGGUCAGCCGUGUUCAUCGCUUGCUUUUGAUAUGCUUCACGAGAAUUGUGCCCUCUCGGCGAACAUCGCUGACAAUCGGGGUCAACGAAAAGCCGCUCAAACGAUCGCCUAUUAUACUCGGAAUCCGAUCGAGAUUUGC